AUGACAGUUGUUGAGUCAUGGACCAAGACUGGGAUGCCAAAGAAGGUCCUCAUGCGCAUAAUCGAGGAAAACUACCAGCGCACAGUCGGGCCUAACGUCCCAAAACUAAAACAAUACGAGGCUUUCUCCAGCACCGUGUACGGGGAAUUAAUGCCUAAUCUCUCAUCCGAAAUGAUAGAAAUCACUCAGCUGAAAGAGGAUUCUUUAUUCCUCGAUCUGGGGAGUGGAGUUGGGAAUGUGGUCGUGCAAGCCAGUCUGCAAACAGGAUGCACGAGUUAUGGAAUAGAGUUGAUGCCAGCCCCAGCCAGGGUAGCGGAAGAUAUGGUGGAGCAAAUAAAGGUCCGCUGUCGUAUGUGGGGGGUCAAGGUCGGCGAGAUGGAGUUGGAGAAAGGAAAUAUGUUGACAAGUAAACGGGUGGACGAGCUCAUCGCCAAAGCUGACGUUGUCUUGGUGGAUAACAAGGUGUUCGAGGAGAGCCUGAAUGAGGCAUUGAGACCCAAGUUUUUGGAUCUAAAGGAGGGUGCGAUUGUAAUAUCAUUGGCGCCUUUUGUAAGCUCCUUAAAUGCCCGAGUGACGGAACGUAACGUCGACGAUAUCAGUACAAUUUUUGAGGUCACUGAACGUCAUUAUCACUCUGGAAGCGUUUCCUGGGGCAACAGUGGAGGUACAUACUACCUCCAUCGCGUGGAUCGUGAAGGAUACGCGAAAAUUAGGGAGCGAUUUGAAAGCGCUCGGGCAAGCUCGGGACGAAGCACGAGGAAGAAACCAGCACAUCCCAAAGACUGUGACGCCGAUAAUGAACUCCAGGACAACUCGCGCUUUCGGACUUAUCGGGUCCUAGGGUGA
Molecule: messenger RNA, 846 nt
Organism: Laccaria bicolor S238N-H82
Lineage: Eukaryota; Fungi; Basidiomycota; Agaricomycetes; Agaricales; Hydnangiaceae
Exons: 3
Coding region: 1-846 (281 amino acids)
Biological process (GO): DNA repair; DNA damage checkpoint signaling; regulation of transcription regulatory region DNA binding
Cellular component (GO): nucleus
Molecular function (GO): histone H3K79 methyltransferase activity
Source: RefSeq, a predicted model, not a curated record